UCAUGUUCACAUCACGCGGUUUGCACGACACAUACGAGUGUAUUAUAUCGUAGACAUAAUACCAUUGACUUAAUGUGAAAUUAAAACAAUUUAGGUACUUCCGAAUGAAUCAUUCCAAAAAUUGUAGCGAUUCAAAUAACAACAAUACGCUCGUAAUUUUCAAAGUUUGAAUUUUAUUUUGAGUAUUUUUAUUUCUUCGAUACUAGCGAUGCGUCUCUUUUUGUUUGAAUAAAUUUUCAUGCUUUGUGCUGUGUCAGUGUAAUCCAGUACUUAAAUACUAUAGUCAUAAUAGUAAAUAUCUAGUUUCGUCUAGAACAAUGAAAACAUAAGAAUGCUUACUGAAGAAGAAACUGUACGCAGACACCGCCACAGUUCGUGUUGAAUUUGCUUCUUAGUACACGCAUACUACGAACAGAUUCACGAGUGCUUGCUAGUGGAACUUAAACAUUGGACAAUAUGAGACGUUUUCAAUUUAACACCAUCCAGCUAUUCAUCAGUUUCGGAAAACGACAGACAAAUGUUUUUAACAAUGGAGCAGUUCGCGCAGAUUUUUUUGAUGCAACGCUGCUCUCGUGCAGAUCAGUUCACAUGCAAAACAUCAGUAAAAACAUGCAGUACAUAAGCAAAGAAGACAGAAAAAUUACUUUAGACCCGUAUACUAUGAAAACAAACAAUCCGAUUCAAAGACCUCUAUGCGUAAUGAUGAACUGGAUGCUAGCGAAGCCCAAGCACGUUCUAAAGUACGCUAAUGUUUACCUAGAGCAGGACUUUGACGUUGUGGCCGUAUCGUGCUCGCCGAUGCAACUCAUGUGGCCAGUCAAAGGCUCAAAGAUAAUUGCGGCAGACUUGAUGAAAUUUUUAGAAAACAAUCCGUCCUACGGUCCUCUUGUCGUACACGGAUUCUCAGUGGGAGCAUAUGUAUGGGCUGAACUACUGGUUCAUUCUUUAGAAAACAAGGAAAGGUACCAACCCGUUCUCGACCGUGUAAACGCACAAAUUUGGGACUCACCAGCCGAUGUGUAUGAAAUCCCCAUUGGACUUCCAAAUGCUGUGUUCCCUAAGAAUAAGAUCCUCCAGAAAGCUCUCAGAGCUUACACAAUCUUUCAUAUGAAAUUGUUAAAUAAUGUGGCGACUAAACACUACAUGCGUGCAACACAAGUUUACCACAACACACCUUGUCGAGCGCCGGGACUGUUUCUAUGUUCGUUGACGGAUCCCAUCGGCGCAGCCAAACGAAGUAGGCACGCUCAUGACACGUGGAAAUCUCUGGGAGUCAAGGUUAACUGGAAGUGCUGGGACAAAUCUCCUCACAUACAACAUUUUAUUUACCAUACAGAAGAAUAUCUUGCAGCACUCUAUUCACAUUUAGGACAAUCAGGGGUAAUUAAGCCGAUAGCACAAAGGUAAAAUUCUUAGGUAAACUAUAAAUAGAUAAUAAAAAUGAAUAAGAGGUCGACAAAAAAGAAACCGAAUACCACAUAAUAUAUUUUUUUAUUUUGUUUUUACUCAUAAUGGUGCGUGACAUUGUUUACUAUAAGAUCAUAUUAAAUGAACACUUUACAGAUUGUAUUUUAUUUUAUUCCACUCUGUAUU
Molecule: messenger RNA, 1593 nt
Organism: Bombyx mandarina (wild silkworm)
Lineage: Eukaryota; Metazoa; Arthropoda; Insecta; Lepidoptera; Bombycidae
Molecular function (GO): serine hydrolase activity
Source: RefSeq, a predicted model, not a curated record